Molecule: messenger RNA, 450 nt
Organism: Staurois parvus
Lineage: Eukaryota; Metazoa; Chordata; Amphibia; Anura; Ranidae
Source: the annotation of a GenBank genome assembly
GAUCACCAGUGCGCUGUGUCCUUCGGACACAGCGGAUCACGGAAAGAGCCGAAGAUGUCGGCUCGGUCAUGUGAUCAGCUGUGUCCAAUCACAGCUGAUCACAUGGGACAUGUACACUGAUCAUCAGGGCACUGAUGAUCAGUGUGCCCUGAUGAUGAGUGUGGCCCCAGAAGUGCCACCUGUCAGUGUCCAUCAGUCAGUGCUCAUCAGUGCCACGUGCCAGUGCCCAUCAGUGCCACAUCAAUGCCUCAUAUCUGUGCAUACCAGUGCACAUCAAUGCCACAUAUCAGUGCCCAUCUGAGCUGCCUUUUAAUGUCACCCAUCAAUGCCAAUCAGUGCCACCUAUCAGUGCUGCCAAUCAGUGCUGCCAGUCAGUGUCGCCUAUCAGUACGCAUCAGUGCUGCCUAUCAGUGCCAGUCAGUGCCGCCUAUCAGUGCCAUAUAUCAGUGU